Messenger RNA from Thermothielavioides terrestris NRRL 8126, 1278 nucleotides. RefSeq lists its product as uncharacterized. NCBI's taxonomy places the organism in Eukaryota, Fungi, Ascomycota, Sordariomycetes, Sordariales, Chaetomiaceae. The transcript has 2 exons. The coding region runs from base 1 to 1278 and encodes 425 amino acids. The record is from RefSeq and is a predicted model, not a curated record.
AUGCUCGGCGCCUUUUUUGGGCCCGCUUACCGUGACUGGUGGCUCUCCUACGCGAGAAAUCCCAAGCAACUGCCGCUGUAUCAAAAUCACUGGUUGGUGCGGGAGUCUGCUGCCCGGGCCUUUGCGCGAGGGUUGGUGAACCCCGUGUUCAUCGGACCUGAGGAGCCGAUCGAGAUCGAUGGCCCAUAUGCCCUCCUGGGGGAUCAUUCCCGAACAGGCAUCAUGACGGUAGACGCGCGCUUCAUUGGCACCCACGCCCGACUGUCCAGGAGCAUGCGAUUUGUUGAGAUUGCAAGAAGAAUCGCCCCCGAAAUCCUUGCCGGUCAGCUACCGGUGUCACCGAUGAACAGGGCUGGCGAAACGCGACGUGGUGCGGAACAUCCAGCACCAGCGCUCACCUCGACCAGCCCUCUCACAUAUUUAGCGGGCCUAGCGACUCGAGCCCUGCUUCUCACCUGGCUGUUGCUGCCCAGCCGAGCCCGAGCAGCCGCCUACAGAACAUUAAAGAGACUUGGAGAGAUGAUCUACCCAGUGCCCGACCCAACACUACAAGUCCGGAGGCUGCCAUUCGGGCUCUACCUCAAAUACGCCAACGACGCCGACAUGGCCAACAACGAAUUCAACGCCCUGCGACUCGUCCACCAAUACACCUCCAUCCCCGCCCCCAAACCGCUCGACCUGAUCCCCCAUCACUCCAACUCGCUGUUCCUCAUGACCCGCGUGCCGGGCGUCCCCCUCUGGCGGUGCCAAGACUACCUCUCAGACGCCGAGCUCGACGCCAUCGCCGCCCAGCUGACCGACUACCUCGCCCAGCUGCGCGCCAUCCCCAGGAAGCACUUUCAGAACGCCAACCCGGACGCGGUGAUAAGCAACACGCUCGGCGGGCCCUGCCGCGACCACCGCAUCCGCAGCGGCGACCCCGUCGGCCCGUUCCGCGACGAGGCGGCGUUCAGCCGGUGUCUGCGCUUCCCGGACGACCCGGCCCGGCGGGGGCAUGAGAUUGUGUUCACGCACGCCGAUCUCAAUCCGAGGAAUAUCCUCGUCGAUGAAGUCGUGCUGCCGGGUGGGGGGACCGGGUGGAGGGUGACAGGGCUGGUGGACUGGGAGACGGCUGGGUAUUAUCCCGAGUAUUGGGACUAUACGAAGGCGUUGUUUGAGGGCUUUCGGUGGACGGCGAGGUAUAGGGCUCUGGUGAAGAGGGUGUUUGCCGAGUUGGGGGACUACGAGAGGGAGUUGGAUGUCGAGAGGCGCAGUUGGGAGUCGGGGGAUGGAGUGUGA